Molecule: messenger RNA, 2199 nt
Organism: Acanthosepion pharaonis
Lineage: Eukaryota; Metazoa; Mollusca; Cephalopoda; Sepiida; Sepiidae
Source: the annotation of a GenBank genome assembly
AUGCUUUCUUUCUCUCUCUCUCUCUCUCUCUCUCUCUCUCUCUCUCUCUCUGUCCUUCCCCCCUCUCUCUCGACUGCUUGUCAACUCGCUUCACCCAGCUCCAAUCGACUUCAACAUUCGAUUUUGACUUGCGUCAGCCGUUCUAUGGCCGCACUCAACAACAGUCUGCCAUCAUCUCGCCCUCCUUUAAACAGCAACACUUCUUUUUCUUCUUCCUCAAAGAAGUGGACAACCUCUCCACCACAGUUCUAUUACUCUGCAGACCAAAACAACGGCACAAACACAGACAAGGGCAGCAUUGUUCACCAAGCAAAAGUGGAGACUGUACAAUCUUCAGAGCAUUAUGAUUCUAAAAAUACUAAAAAGCAAGGUCUCUCAAUGUUUAGGUAUUUCACAUCCGAGCUUACAAGAGGCUAUCUACCGGAGAAAGACCAAAAGAAUUUUACAGAGAAGAGGAAACGAAUCUAUACAUUUAUUCAAGUCCCACUUCAGUUGGAACAAUUUAUAAUCUAUGGCUUCUUCCAGUGUGUUGAUGCGUUCUUAUUCAUUUUUACGUUCCUUCCCUUGCGAAUAUGCUUGGCUCUAAUCAAGCUGCUCACACAUCCAUGUGGUUUUUUCAUGUAUGGUUCCAGAAAAAUACUGGAGCCUGCCCAAACCUGUGACAUUCUAAAAGGCAUCAUAAUUGUGAUAAGUUGCUGUAUCCUCAGUUACCUGGAUAUCUCGAUGAUGUACCACAUCAUUCGUGGCCAAGCAGUUCUUAAACUCUACGUUUUCUAUAACAUCGUUGAGCUUGCUGAUAAGCUCUUUAUUGGAAUUGGUCAAGAUUUCUUAGAUUCCUUAUUUUGGAGUGCUACAGAGCCUCGAGGUCGAAAAAGAGAACAUAUUGGAGUUGUGGGUCAUCUUCUUUUGGCCAUUAUUUAUGUCAUUCUCCACAGUAUUUUGAUUUUAGUGCAGGCCACCAUCUUGAAUGUUGCCUUUAAUUCUCACAACAAAUCGCUUCUUAUCAUCAUGAUGUCUAAUAAUUUUGUUGAGAUAAAGAUAAAUGUUUUUAAAAGAGUCGACAAAAAGAAUUUGUUCCAGAUCUCAUGCAGUGAUGCCAGAGAAAGGUUCCAGUAUAUAAUUCUAUUAUUUGUUGUCUUUGUACGCAACAUGGCAGAAUUUUCUUGGAAUCCUGAUCACAUUGCUGUCAUCCUUCCUGAUGCUGUCAUGAUUUUGAUUGCUGAGGUUAUUGUGGAUUGGUUGAAACAUGCUUUCAUUACAAAAUUCAAUGAAAUUUCACAAGAGGUUUAUGCUGACUAUUCUCUCAGUCUGGCCCAAGACAUGAUUUCUAGUCGUCAAACACAUGCUUUUACUGACCAUUCCGAUUUGCUCUCUCGAAGAAUGGGUUUUACUCCUCUUCCUUUGGCCUGUAUUCUUUACCAAGUCUGUGUCCGCUCCUUCAAGGUACAUGGCUAUGUCGGCUUUGCUGUGCUUGUCAUGGUGUACCUUUGUUUGAUGUCCACCAAAGUUCUGAAUACAAUGCUUCUGCUGGGACGAGCAAAUAAAUUGAUCUACGGAUGCAGCACUUCCUCAUCUUCUUCUUCAACUACCUCCGCUCCUCCUGGGGCGGAGGGGCCAGAGCCUGGUCACAGACCUCCUCCAGCCAGCAGCAGUAGCAGCAUGACUUCGACUCCAACAGCAGACUCUAACCUCAGACAUCGAACAGCUCCCUUCAAAGUCAGCACUCCAUCCACGGGGACUUGUCCCUUUGCUGUAACACCCUCCACUCCUCCUCCCACUCCGACUCAAGCAUGUGAACCUUUUCUCAACACUAUCUCAACUGCAACCGUCUCUGCUGCUUCAACAAAAUCUUUGGCAACAGAGACAGGCAGUCGAUGUAGCAGUUUCAUAUCCAGCAACCGACACUGGGAGGAUGAAAUUUCUGUUGCCGCUCUACCCUCUGCCACAGAUGCCACCUCAGCAGCUGGUGAAGCGUCAGCAAAUGAACUUGCAACAAAACUGUCUUUCUUAAAACCAGGCUCACCAUUUGUCAUUGAACAUCAACCCUUGCCCUCAACGGACUGUGAUUCGCAGAUGUCUUCAAAAAUUGUAGACACAGCAGUGAGUUUGGGUCAGAAAGACUAUUUGUCACGGUCAGAUUUGGAAGUGAGCAACAAUGUGGACAGUUUAGAUGAUCUAGAAAAACCUUUGACACUAUGA